UGCGCUGCGGCGGCAACGACAGAGCGCCCCGUUCCCCAGCCCCUCCCUUCGGUACCACCCGGAGGCUCCGAUCUACUGCAAAGCAUGGCAGAGCAGGCUAUCUCCUUCGCCAAGGACUUCCUCGCCGGCGGCAUCGCGGCGGCCAUCAGCAAAACGGCGGUGGCUCCCAUCGAGCGGGUCAAGCUCCUGCUUCAGGUACAGCAUGCAAGUAAGCAGAUUGCUGCUGAUAAACAGUACAAAGGAAUCAUUGAUUGUGUGGUCCGCAUUCCCAAAGAGCAAGGAAUAUUAUCCUUCUGGCGUGGAAAUUUAGCCAAUGUUAUUAGAUACUUCCCAACUCAGGCACUUAACUUUGCCUUCAAGGAUAAGUAUAAGCAAGUGUUUUUAGGAGGAGUAGAUAAACAUACACAGUUCUGGAGAUAUUUUGCUGGUAACCUGGCCUCAGGUGGUGCAGCUGGAGCUACUUCACUCUGCUUUGUCUAUCCUUUGGAUUUUGCGAGAACCCGCCUGGCAGUUGAUGUUGGAAAAGCUGGCACUGACAGAGAGUUCACCGGUCUGGGAGAUUGCCUCGUCAAAAUCUUCAAGUCUGAUGGCCUGCGUGGCUUAUAUCAAGGCUUCAAUGUCUCUGUCCAGGGCAUAAUCAUCUAUAGAGCUGCUUAUUUUGGAAUAUAUGAUACAGCAAAAGGUAUGUUGCCAGAUCCUAGGAACACUCAUAUUGUGAUAAGCUGGAUGAUUGCACAAACAGUGACUGCCGUAGCUGGUGUGGUCUCCUAUCCCUUUGACACAGUGCGACGUCGAAUGAUGAUGCAGUCUGGUCGUAAAGCAGCUGACAUUAUGUACUCUGGAACAAUUGACUGUUGGAGGAAGAUUGCAAGAGAUGAAGGUGGAAAGGCUUUCUUCAAAGGCGCAUGGUCUAAUGUUCUUCGAGGCAUGGGUGGUGCAAUUGUGCUUGUGUUGUAUGAUGAGUUCAAGAAAGUCAUUUAAACAAAAUUUUAUUAGAAAUGUAAGUUAAAUUGAUAGAUCAUGUAGAAUAACUUGCCAUUAUGGACCACUGACUUAAAAAAAUUCCUACUCAGUCUUAUGUAUCGGGGCCAGAUCAUGUUUAAGUGGGACUACAAACUGCCUUCUGUGAACUGAUGUACAUUAUAUAGGCAUCAGAACAGAUAGUCCAGAAUCGUCUGUCUUUGGUGUUGGUUAUAGUAGGUACAGUUCAGGGUCCAAGGAAGCUGAUCUGCUUUUGUCUGAAGAUCAGCUAUAAGUUUCAAGUCCUGUCUUAAAAGAACCAUAAAAAUCAUGUUUUGAAAAAUAUUCAUUUAGCCAAUCUUGUUUUUCCACUUGUACUUAAACACUAUGUACUGUUUUUGCACAGCUGGACAUCUAGCAUUUGUGUUCUCCAAUUUGGGGCAUUUUGUGAACAAUAAACAUAAUUAACUAUGUGUUGAAUUUAUGACUACUACAUCUUGAGUUUUAUGGCCAGCCUCACCAUGCAGUAAGAUGUGGUUUACUGGCCUCAGGCAGCAUUUAUGCAUGUGCAUAUCCACCUGCACAAAAAGGGGGAGUGGAACAAAGUAAGGAAAGAACUAGUAUGGUGAGACUUUUUAAAAUGCUGUCCCAUGGUGUGUGUUGGGGCAGAGUACUAUAGUUGGAUUUUUAGACUGGAUUUAAAGGGUCUUUAAAUAAGAUAUGCUUAUAUAGGUCUUCAGAAGUUUUCAUCAUGCUUUUAUGAAAAUGGUAAAAUAGUUUGAAAUAAGAACCCAUUCUGAAUACGGAGAAAAAAGCUUGAAAAUAGUAAUGCAGUGGUUAAGCAGUGUGCAUAUAGGGAUGCUAAUAAUUAUAGUUCACCUAAGAAUAAGUAGGAAGUACUUAUGGGGAAAAUAUAAUGUACAUGCUUUGUAAAGUAGCACAUGAUUCAUUAGAUGAAUAGCUGUAUGAGUUUUUAAUUAUUUGAAGAACGAUAUCUUACUUAUGUUCCCACAUGGCAAGAUUCUCAUUUGUAUGCUUUUACACUGUCGUAUUGAAAAACAAAUAACUA
Molecule: messenger RNA, 2029 nt
Organism: Protobothrops mucrosquamatus (brown spotted pit viper)
Lineage: Eukaryota; Metazoa; Chordata; Lepidosauria; Squamata; Viperidae
Product: ADP/ATP translocase 3
Exons: 4
Coding region: 85-981 (298 amino acids)
Biological process (GO): mitochondrial ATP transmembrane transport; mitochondrial ADP transmembrane transport
Cellular component (GO): mitochondrial inner membrane
Molecular function (GO): ATP:ADP antiporter activity
Source: RefSeq, a predicted model, not a curated record